This is a messenger RNA of Eupeodes corollae, 2501 nucleotides long. It is a transcript of the gene Sdc, whose product is annotated as syndecan. Bases 988 to 2433 code for a protein of 481 amino acids. Gene Ontology annotation, cellular component: cell surface; membrane. The transcript has 6 exons. Gene Ontology annotation, biological process: cell migration. NCBI's taxonomy places the organism in Eukaryota, Metazoa, Arthropoda, Insecta, Diptera, Syrphidae. The record is from RefSeq and is a predicted model, not a curated record.
CGAGUAGAAGUCUUGAGUGCUUGCGACAUAGUGGACAUCACACAUCACAUUGCUUAGCGUUUCGUCGCUAAUUUUUGAAGAUUUUUUCGCGUUCCGUGGUGCGUUGUUUGUGGUUAUUCCCCAUAUAAUUGUUUUUCUUAUAUUUUAUUAAAAAAUUCUUUGUUGUUAAAAAUAAUCGGUGUAUGAUUUAAAAAAUACAAAAAUAUUUCAAUCUGUGAAAGAAAGAAAUUGUCCGUUUUCCUUGAAAUUAUUGAAACACCACGGAAAAUAACAGGAUCCCGUUUCCCGUCCGUUCGAGGUGCGAAAGAGAGAUAGUAGUGAAUAGUGAUAGUGAGAAGAGUCAAAGGGAAAGUAGAAGCAAAGCAAUAACAAGUGAUUAUUCUUCACAAUUCAACUCGAUUCCCAAAUCCCAAUAAAUCCCAACAAUAACAACGUGCGUGUGGUGUUGGCUCUGUUGGAGUUUUCGGCAUAACACACAGAAAAAAAUAGUUCCCCGCUCCAAAAUCCAAGUGCAAAUCCGGAUUCGGGAUUAACCCGGCAUUUAUGAUAGUGUAACCAGCUUUGCAUGCAAAUCGUCGCAUCCUUCCUGUCGCUGUCGGUAGAUUUGUGUCCUUGUUUCGUCCCCCACCUACUACGGUCGCCCGCAUAUCGUUGUUUUUGUCAGUUUUAGUGUUUUUUUCUUCUUCUCUUUAUCUUCACCUCGUCGUCGUCGUGUAGUCGUCAGCGUCACGAAAUAAAUUAGUGGGGUCUGGGGUGUAACAGCAUUAAUUACGGUGUCGUGUAUACGUGAAUCCAGCCAACUGAGGCCAGAAAUCAGAAUCAAAAAGAAAGAUGAUAAAAAAGUGAGUGAAAAGUAAAAAAAGAAGAAAAUAUCGAAUUCACAAAGAGUGAAAUCGAGCAAAGUAAAAAAGAAUAAAAAGAAGAGUUUGUGAUUUGAAAUUUGUGUGCAAAUUGGAAUUCAGGAAUUUAGGAAGCAACUUCAUUGAAAUGCCACCACCAAACAAUAAAAGGAUUACCACCGCCAGCAGCAGCAGCAGCAACAUGAAGGGAGUCCCCAGAGCUAGAGCCAGACGAGGGCAAGGAGUGACAGUAGCAGCAGCAGCAACAGCAACAAUGACUAAAUGGAUGUUGACAUUUGUCUUAGUUGCUGUAUUCGUCGCCACCGCCAGUGCAGUUGAUGAGAUCAAAUCAACAGAAACGAAGACUGUUCAACCUUCGCCAUCACCAUCAUCGCCGAUAGUAUCAUCGAGUAGUGGAACUCCAAGGGAUGAAAUAUACAUCGAUGAUGAGAGUAUCGAAGGCUCUGGCGGACGAGGCGAGAUACAUGAUGAUCUAGAAAAAGAACCCGAUUAUUCAGGUUCUGGCUUUGGACCAGAUGACGAAGAUUCAUCCACUGGCGGCCAUCAUCAUCGCACCAAUACCCAUAGUUCUGGGACAUCAUUGUCCAAUAGCAACAACAAUAACAACAACAACAACGGUAUUAUCAAUAGCAACAACAACAACAACAACGACAUCAGCAGUAGAAUCAAUUACAGUAGCAAUAGCAAUAGCGGUAUCAUCGGUAGUAGCAACAGCAAUAGCAACAGUCCAUCAAGCAGCAGUAAUUCAGGCAUUAAUUCAAUUGGUAAAGACAUUCUGCCAUCAUGGCCAACAUCAAACACAACCAAUUCACAAACAAUCACAUCAUCAACAUCAACGACAUCCUCAACAUCAAAAUCAGAUGUCCUGCCAAUUGGAGGAUCAUCUGACUUUGAUUUUGGCGGUGGAGUUGUGGGUUCAGGUGAUGGUAGAGAUACCGAUGAUGAAGAUGAUGAUGAGGAUGAUGACGACGAUGACGGUGGUGAUAUCGGUGGAAUUGGUAGUGCCGGUGUUGGGGGCGGUAGUCGUCAUCAUAAUGACGAUGAGGACGAUGAAGAUGAGGAUGAUUAUGAUAAUGGCAAUGAGGAUGUUAAUACGGAUAAAAUUGAUCGUCAUGAUGAUAACAAUGGAGAUAAUGAUGAUGAUGAUGAUGAAUAUGAUCAAAAUCGAAACGAUAAGACUGAUAUUUACACAGAUGUUACCGAUCCCAGUGAAGGCAGCGAGAAAACACGACUUGGAGGAGACAAUACCAAUCAAGGUAACGAAUUGGACACAACAAACAUCAAUAAUCUGCCAACGGAAACUAAAGUCGAGCACACAACCGGAAACGAAGUGUUAAUAAUGAACACGAACGAAGAUGAUAGAACGACGAGCUUUUUCGCUCAACCCGGAAUUUUGGCAGCUGUUAUUGGUGGCGCUGUCGUCGGUUUACUGUGCGCCAUCUUAGUGGUAAUGUUCAUUGUUUAUCGAAUGAGGAAAAAGGACGAAGGUUCCUAUGCGCUUGACGAACCAAAACGCUCACCUGCCGUCAAUUCAUACGCGAAAAAUGGUAACAAUCGAGAGUUCUAUGCCUGAGAGAUUCCUAAUCAAUAAAGUUUUUUUAUUUAAAUAAAUAAAUAAAAUCCAAAUAACAAAAACAAAAA